AAAAAAAAAAAAAAGAUAAUAAAAACAAGUCGUCCGUUUGUAGUAUAUUGUUGAGCACUCUUCUUCUUUGCUUCUCUUAGUCUCCCGCUUCCACAACUCUUCCCCUUCCCCUUUCGCUUCUCUCAGUACCACUUCCGCUUCUCUUCAUUCGCCAAGUUUAUGUGAAUUCCCCACCUCACGCUCUCCCAGAAUCUGAUUCCUAUUCCAACAUCAAAAACCCCAAAACACCUCGUGCUACCUUAUCGCAAUGAUGAUGCUCAGAGUUUGCAGCAGAGACGACCUCGAACGAGUCACAGUGGAGAACCCGCAGCGCACCACCGCCUCGAAACUCAAAUCCAAACCCAGGAAGAAAUCGCCCGAUUCACCGACGUGGCCAAUCCCAGCACACCUCUUACAGCGCUGAAUCUUGCAGAGGGGGUCUAUUGUUUACUUGGCUUACGACGGCGAGCACACCGUCGCUGGGCCGACUUUCCACCCGGUGGGCUCCUUUGGGAGGAAGAUGACCAUGACGAAGCGAAGCAGACGAGGUUUGCUAGCGACGUCUUGGCAAUCCUCUACUUUUCACGGGUCUCGCUAGCGAAGCAUUUAGUCUACACACGUCUUAUUUAAUUCCACUAAAGCUGGUCCAUGCGUGUAACACCACAUACGAGGCUACGUAAUCCAGUGAAAGCCAAAAUAACAAACAAUCGCACCCUAAUAGAUUUGUCAAAGAACAAUUAAUAUAUUUCAAGCCGGCAGGUUCGAGUAGAGGAUUACAAUAUCAUCUCCACCCUUCCCCGAACACCAAAUUAAUCUUCACACCCAACUGAGUUUUUAGGAUGGCACUAUUGUUCUAUAGUGUCCGGACGAAUUUGCCCUUCGGCUUCUUCUUGGUUGUAUCUUUUUAUCCUCCUUUGCACAGUGAGAGGACGACUUUGCCCUCGAUGGCCACGCGUUCUUCAUCGAUAGCCUUUCCUGCAAUCGGUUUUUCCAUUUUCUGCCCCGCGUCUACGCGUGUUGGUCAUCGCGAAUAGGAAAGCGGUGGAAAAGCCCAAAUCUUCAACCCCUCCUCUUUCUGCAACACAAAAUCCAUGGCCUCCUUCAAGCCCUCCAUUCCCCCCACCAGUGACUCUUCUACCUCCGGCGAGGUCCAUGUUACCAUGGGUCCCAUGUUCGCCGGUAAAACCACCGCCCUAUUCCGCCGGAUCAAGUUAGAGGGCAACAGCGGCAGGAAUGUGGCGAUGAUAAAAUCGGGUAAGGAUACGAGAUACGCCAUUGAUUCAGUUGUGACGCACGACGGGGUGAAGUUUCCGUGCUGGCCGUUGUCUGAUCUGUCGUCGUUUCGUGUUCAAUCUUUGUUGGGUUUAUGUCAAUUCCUGUCUUCUUAUUUAUUUAAUAAUUAUUUGGAAUAGCCCAAACAAUAGCCCAUGUUGCCUUCAAAUAAUCACUUUCAUUUUAUUUUUUAUUUUGGUUUUUGACAGAUUACAUUAGAUUUUUUUGUUGUUUAUUUGAUGAAGUUCUCGAUUGCCCAUUUAUGCUUCUAUUUAGUAAGAUUGGGGUGGUAAAGAUUUAUGGGGUGUUUUCUGGGUUGUUUUGGAACAACAUUCAUUUCUUGCAAGACCGCAUUAAGAAGCAUUUUUUCAGUCGCACAUUAUGGCAGCAGUUUGUUUUGAUUUGUAAACAAACUAUAUGCUUUAUCUUUAUCUUGGGUUACAGUAUAACGUUUGGCGAUUGAAUUUGUAAGAGGUUUUGCAAUUUUUUCACAAGCU
Messenger RNA from Pyrus x bretschneideri (Chinese white pear), 1748 nucleotides. Its product is annotated as thymidine kinase a-like. The record is from RefSeq and is a predicted model, not a curated record. Gene Ontology annotation, biological process: thymidine metabolic process. Lineage: Eukaryota; Viridiplantae; Streptophyta; Magnoliopsida; Rosales; Rosaceae. Bases 1071 to 1391 code for a protein of 106 amino acids. The transcript has 2 exons. Gene Ontology annotation, molecular function: thymidine kinase activity; ATP binding.